CCAAAAAUCCCCAUCACAGAAAACCUCCCCUCCCCUCUCCUCCUCUUUUUCCCAACUUUCCUUUUCUCUCACACAAACUACCACCACCCCUUUCCCCGCAAAUCUUCAAUCAUACGCACGCAUACACCCCACCCCACCUCGCCCGCCGAAGGGAAAACAAUCAAACAAUAGCCAAUUGACUCACUUUUCUCCUCUCCGGCGAUGCUCUCCCUACUCCGACGCCCUCCAUCAUCAUCAGCUGCAAGUCUUUCCGUUACCCGCUGCUACCGCGGAUUCUCGUGCUCUUCCGUCUCCUCCGCAGACAUGUCGAGGAUUACGAUUUCCGGGAAAUUAGUUAGAACCCCGGAAUUAAGUACUACCAGUAGCGGCCGCAAGUGCAUCCGUUACACGAUCCGUUCGUGGCAGGGUAAAGAGAGGACGAAUUUCUUCAGCUUCCUAUGUAUCACUGAGAAUGCGCGGUCUAUCGAAUACUUGACCAGCAUACCGCGGGGCUCUAGGGUAGUAGCCGAGGGUCAAUUUAGCCCAUACCAAAUUGCCAAUGAAGACGGCUCCAAGGUCCAAAAGUAUUCUAUCUUCUCCAACUACCCAGACCUCUUGCAUGUGAUUGAGAAAGCGGAGCCCGGGGCAGCAGCCGGCGAAGCCACUCAAGCUCAAGAAGCAUCUGCGCCCACCGAAGCCGCUCAAGCUCAAGAAGAACCUGAACCCACCGAAGCCACUCAAGCUCAAGAAGAACCUGAACCCGCCGAAGCCACUCAAGUUCAAGAAGCAUCUGCGCCCACCGAAGCCGCUCAAGCUCAAGAAGAACCUGAACCCACCGAAGCCGCUCAAGCUCAAGAAGAACCUGAACCCACCGAAGCCACUCAAGCUCAAGAAGAACCUGAACCCGCCGAAGCCACUCAAGUUCAAGAAGCAUCUGCGCCCACCGAAGCCGCUCAAGCUCAAGAAGCACCUGAACCCACCGAAGCCACUCAAGCUCAAGAAGAACCUGAACCCGCCGAAGCCACUCAAGUUCAAGAAGCAUCUGCGCCCACCGAAGCCGCUCAAGCUCAAGAAGCACCUGAACCCGCCGAAGCCACUCAAACUCAAGAAGCAUCUGCGCCCACCGAAGCCGCUCAGGCUCAAGAAGCACCUGAACCCGUCGAAGCCGCUCAAGCUCAAGAAGCGCCUGCGCCCACCGAAGGCGGUGAAGCCCCGGAUGUCAAGCCCCAUUGAUCUCCCCUUCCUCCAUUCCAGACCUCCGAAAACAAAGGCCACUCCUCGUAGCACUAGGACAGGCUGGGGGGGGGGGGAUAGGUGCACAUCUAGUUACUUGCUACAUUUUCCUUUCUUCCCCUCUUUUGCUCGAUUGUCUCCUUUUCCAUCCAUUUGUGUAUCACAACGACGACCGCGAUAUCGUCCAAUAUCAAUUAUCAAUAGCCAACCAACUAACCAACCGCUCUCUCCCCCUCGGAAUAACUGGUACCAUAUCCCCCCAGGGUUGGAUUGGAUUGGAUUGCCAUAGAUCGUCAUAGGGAUAUCUUCAGUUGCUCGAUCGGUUUGUUUGUUCUUCACUUCUUUGUAGAAACGUUCUUAUCCUCUUUCUUCAACUACGUCCUAUUCCUUCAUUUUUUUCUCGGUCUCCUCCGUCAAUGGAAAUUAUCGCACAGUAUCGUAGGGGGCACUAUCACAUAUUUCCACCCUUUGCUUUUUUUUGUUUUUGCGAUAAAAAUGUAUCAUACUUCAUGAUUCAUCACUCGAA
This is a messenger RNA of Tuber melanosporum (Perigord truffle), 1738 nucleotides long. RefSeq lists its product as uncharacterized. The coding region runs from base 304 to 1212 and encodes 302 amino acids. The transcript has 3 exons. The record is from RefSeq and is a predicted model, not a curated record. NCBI's taxonomy places the organism in Eukaryota, Fungi, Ascomycota, Pezizomycetes, Pezizales, Tuberaceae. Gene Ontology annotation, molecular function: single-stranded DNA binding.